Tigriopus californicus is the source of this 2272-nucleotide messenger RNA. Its product is annotated as sodium/nucleoside cotransporter 2-like. NCBI's taxonomy places the organism in Eukaryota, Metazoa, Arthropoda, Copepoda, Harpacticoida, Harpacticidae. Gene Ontology annotation, molecular function: nucleoside:sodium symporter activity. The record is from RefSeq and is a predicted model, not a curated record. Gene Ontology annotation, biological process: nucleoside transmembrane transport. Gene Ontology annotation, cellular component: membrane. The transcript has 4 exons. Bases 137 to 2005 code for a protein of 622 amino acids.
UGUGGGCAGUGUGUCAAGUGUUCACUUUUUUUACAUUAGCGUGAACCUCGGCGCAGUUCAUAAUCAGCGUUAGAAGGUAGAACAGGCUCUGAUCAUAUGAAGUACUUAUAGCACUGUCAAGGCCAUAUUGAGCACCAUGAAGGAGACUAACCAUGGGUACGAAAACGAUGGUUACACCGAGGGGACAAUGGACAUGGAGGACAAGCCCAGGCUCAGUCUUGAGCUGGACUAUGAAAAAGAUGUCCAGGACUAUCUUGAGGGCAACAUCAUGCAGAAGUUCGCCUACUACAGAGACUAUCCCUUCAGAAAGCUAUCGGAAUAUCCCAAACUGAUGAAGGGAGUGAUCUAUGCAGUGCUCUUUAUCCUUUACAAUGCCUACUUUUUCGGUGUUCUGUCCAGAUACAUCAAACAUGAUAUCCCGUGGGAGUGGUGUGACAAAUUCGGAUUCCUCAUCAUUCUCACCGUUAUUGCCUAUGUUGGCCUUAUAUACUAUCAGAUCAUCAAACGAUUCUUUGGCACAAUGCUUUACAAUGCCAUCAUUUCUCCAUUCGAAAAGGCCAUGGCCAAGGUCUUUGCCAGCAGCAUCGUAUCGGGCAUUGGCUAUCUGGUGGUUGUGAUUAUCAUUAUCGUAUUUAUCGUGAUUGACUCAUGGGAAGAAUCCGAACGGCUCGUUUCGGGGGCUGGAGUUGUGAUUAUCGUUCUCUUUGGAUUCGUGUUCUCAGCGCAUCCCGGACACGUAAGAUGGCGCCACGUGGUUUGGGGCAUUGGUCUUCAAUUCCUCUUUGGACUGAUCGUUUUGAGAUGGCAGACAGGAAGAAACAUUUUCAAUUGCUUGGCCGACAAAGUCACCAUUUUCCUGGACUUCACCGACGAAGGCUCGUCCUUCGUUUUUGGACACCUGGUCACGGGCAGGCCGUUCUUGCCUGGGAAUUUGGACAACAACACGGAAUUUGGAGUAGAAGCUUACGACACAGCCUUUGAAACGGCUACAAUAUUCAAUCUGGGUACCGCUGGCAUUGGAAGUGGCUUUGAUACCGUGUUCAUGUUCAAGACCUUGUCGGUGAUCUACUUCUUCUCGUUUUGCGUGUCCAUGCUCUUCUACCUUGGCGCCCUUCAAUUCGUGGUCAUGAAGCUGGGUUGGCUUUUGAGCAUCACAGUUGGGACGACAGCGGCAGAAUCUCUGAAUGCCUCAGCCAACAUCUUCCUGGGACAAACCGAAGCACCCCUACUCAUUAAACCCUUUCUCCCCAUCAUGACAAAGUCAGAGAUUCAUGCGGUAAUGACAGGUGGCUUUGCCACUAUCGCCGGAACGGUUCUUGCGGCGUAUAUCAGUUUUGGCAUUGACGCUGCCCAACUCAUUUCUGCUAGUGUGAUGGCCGCCCCUGGGGCCUUGGCCUUUUCCAAGCUUUUCUACCCGGAAACAGAAGAGUCCAAGACCACAAUUGACGAUGUUGAAAUGCCCAAAGGAGAGGAGGCCAAUCUCUUGGAUGCUGCGGCGCAAGGAGCCUCCAAUGCGAUCAUGUUGGUCCUCAACAUUGCCGCCAGUUUGAUCGCUUUCCUCGCGUUUGUAGCUUUUUUGAACGCCAUAAUUGCCUGGUUGGGAGAGAUGAGUGGAUUAGAGCAAGAGCUCACUUUCGAAUAUAUUUUGGGCUACGUGUUUGUACCGGUGGCCUUUAUUAUGGGCGUCCCUUGGGAUGACUGUGUUUCAGUGGGACGCUUGAUUGGACUGAAAACUAUUAUCAAUGAGUUCAAGGCAUACCAAGAGUUGGGUAUUUUGGUCGAUGCCGGAGAGAUUAGCCAACGAGCCGCCUCCAUUGCCACAUUCGCCUUAUGUGGAUUUGCCAACCCUGGAUCAAUUGGCAUUCAACUCGGAGGUCUUGGAGCUUUGGCUCCUGGUCGAAAGAAGGACUUGGCUCAAAUUGUGUUCAGGGCUUUUGUGGCUGGAUGCUUUACUAGUUUUCUCAAUGCAAGUGUGGCAGGGUGCUUAAUUAGCACCCUUAAUUAACUCAUUGAAAUUUAGACAUACAGAGAGACAAUUCAAGUUAUCCUUAAUAUAAAGUGAGUAGUAUGUUAAGUAAUAUUCCUGUGCGAUAUUUACUUAUCUACUUAAAUGUCUCAAAAGCUUUAUUCGUGCAGCAAUAACAUAGCUCUUCGAUAAGACCUUUUUUAUGUUGGGCUUAGCUUAUUAUAUUUACCAUGAAAGAUACGAGUUCAUUUAUCAUCCGACUACCCUUUUAAAAAUCCGACGAAUAAAACAUAUUGCGUUGGUUUA